AUGCCUGGUGGCUUUUCCGCUGACCCGCCCUCCCAUGCCCCGCGUCGCAGGGCGGGCCACCGCCGCUGGCUGCAGCGCGACCUCCUCCACCGCCUGCCACAAACAUGGUCUGAGCGAGAGUACGUCUGCAAGACCCUGGACAAGGCCUUUGCCUGCGCCUGGGAGGACGGCGACCACGUGCUGGUGGGCACCAAGUGCAACCAGCUGCUGCGCCUCGACACGCUCACCGGGCGCAGCCGGGCCAUCCCGCUCCCCCCCGCCCCGCCGCGCGCGCGCGAGACCUUCGACCACGAGUGGGGCCACUGCGGCAUCCACUCCAUCGCUCUGUCCCCCGCGCGCCGCCUGGUGGCCACCGGCGGCGACAACCCCGCGGACGCCGUGGUCCUGGACCGCGCCACCUGGCGCCCCGUGGCCACGCUGGUGGGCCACCUGGACUGGGUCUUCGGCCUGGCCUGGCUCUCCGACGCGCACCUCGUCACCGCCAGCCGCGACGCCAGCGACUACGGCCGGCACGGCGACUUUCGCAAGUCCUUUGGCGGGAAGGUGCGCGGCGUGGAGUACGACGCCGCCACCCGGACCCUGGCCACGCUGUCCUUGGAGGGCGCUGUGCGCCUGCACGACCCGGGCGACAACCUGCGCCUCAUACGCAGGAUUGACCUGAAGCCCAGGAACGCGGGCGAGGAGCUGGUGUGCCUGGCCCUUACCCCCAGCUUUGCGGCCGCGGGGCGGCAGACCGACGUGGUGCUGAUGGACACCCGCACACGGCGCGGCGCCAUGACCAUCAUCCCCUCCCCCGACGCCACCGUGAUUGACCUGAAGCCCAGGAACGCGGGCGAGGAGCUGGUGUGCCUGGCCCUUACCCCCAGCUUUGCGGCCGCGGGGCGGCAGACCGACGUGGUGCUGAUGGACACCCGCACACGGCGCGGCGCCAUGACCAUCAUCCCCUCCCCCGACGCCACCGUGGGUGUGCGCUCUGUGUCGGUCCAGGACGACCUGGUGUCCUUUGGCACCGGCGCGGGCAAGCUCUGCUUCUUUGACGUGCGGGCGGGGAAGCUGCUGGACCGCGCCGCGCGGCGCGAGGCGGCGGUGGGCCAGUACCACACCCCCGCGCUGCUUGCCCCCCUCCCCUUUGCCCUGGAGACGGGGCCCGGGUGGCUGGAUCAGAACCAGACCUACUGGGACCACUUUGCCAACACGCGGGUGCAGCACGCCUGCUACGCCCACGCCUGGGACCCGGCCGCCCAGCGCGUGUUUGCCUGCGGCGGGCCCCUGGCCUUUGGCAUGCGGGGCUGCUACAUGGGCCUGUGGCGGUGA
Molecule: messenger RNA, 1314 nt
Organism: Auxenochlorella protothecoides
Lineage: Eukaryota; Viridiplantae; Chlorophyta; Trebouxiophyceae; Chlorellales; Chlorellaceae
Product: DDB1- and CUL4-associated factor 12
Exons: 7
Coding region: 1-1314 (437 amino acids)
Molecular function (GO): protein binding
Source: RefSeq, a predicted model, not a curated record